This is a messenger RNA of Salvia miltiorrhiza (redroot sage), 1043 nucleotides long. Its product is annotated as transcription repressor MYB5-like. NCBI's taxonomy places the organism in Eukaryota, Viridiplantae, Streptophyta, Magnoliopsida, Lamiales, Lamiaceae. The transcript has 2 exons. The record is from RefSeq and is a predicted model, not a curated record. Bases 286 to 891 code for a protein of 201 amino acids.
AUCGAUAUCAACUUUUGCUUCUAUGGGUAACAUUUCGAGAAUUGCUAACGAUCACCUUUUUACAGUUCACAAUAAAUAAAAAGAAAUGUAUUGCUAAAUCAUUACAAAACUCAAGGAAAAUAUUGUAGACGCACAAGUAAGAGUAACACGUUGAGAAACGUAUGUUUUCUACCAUAUCAAUUAAUAAGAUAGAGAAAAACAAUUAAACCAAACUCAAACGCUAUGCUAAUAAGAAAGCAGAGCAAUAGAGUUUGAGAGUAGCUAGAGAGAGCGACAUCACAACAAAUGAGAAUCCCGUCGACGUCAAGAGCCGGCGGCGAGGGGAAGAAGGCGAAGCCGGCGCCGUGUUGCACGAAAGUGGGGCUGAAGAGGGGGUCGUGGACGGCGGAGGAGGACGAGCUGCUGAGCAACUACAUAAAGAGAGAGGGCGAGGGGAGGUGGAGGACUUUGCCGAAGAAGGCGGGGCUCCUCCGUUGCGGGAAGAGCUGCCGUCUCCGUUGGAUGAACUACCUCCGUCCUUCCGUCAAGCGCGGCCACAUCUCCGCCGAUGAGGAAGAUCUCAUCCUCCGCCUCCACCGCCUCCUCGGCAACAGAUGGUCUUUAAUAGCUGGAAGAAUUCCUGGGCGUACAGACAACGAGAUCAAGAACUAUUGGAAUACUCAUCUGAGCAAGAAGUUAAUUAGUGAAGGAAUUGAUCCCAAAACUCACAAACCCUUCAACCCUAAUCCCUCCAUUAUUAAUCAUAGUCAUAACAGAGAUGGAGAUGGAGAUGGAGAUAAAGGAAUUCUAGAUUGCUGCAACGACGACUCUCUAUCUUCAUUCUUGAAUUCCUUGAUUAAUGAUGAGAUGUUUAGCAGCCAGCACCAAGAUCACCCCGCCCAACAUUAUUAACCGUGUUACUUCUUCAUUGGAUUAAAAUAAAGUUUACAACUUAAUUGGUUUUCUUUUUAUUUAAGUAAUUAAUAUAUAUAUUACAUGCAUGUUUUGGGAAUCUCAAAUUCCCAACAUAUUGGUAUAUAGUAUGCUUUAAUUUGAUUGAUCUU